Messenger RNA from Oenanthe melanoleuca, 2557 nucleotides. RefSeq names its product nitrilase 1 (gene NIT1). Lineage: Eukaryota; Metazoa; Chordata; Aves; Passeriformes; Muscicapidae. The record is from RefSeq and is a predicted model, not a curated record. Bases 49 to 1008 code for a protein of 319 amino acids. Gene Ontology annotation, molecular function: hydrolase activity, acting on carbon-nitrogen (but not peptide) bonds, in linear amides. The transcript has 7 exons.
GGGCAGCGCCUGAGGGGGGGACUUUGCCCGAGCUACCUGCGGCGGGGAAUGCUGAGGGUGGCCCCCCGGGCCCUGCGGUGCUGCCCCCCGAGACCCUCGAGAGCCCCCCACAGCUCCAGCAGCCCCCCGGCCAUGUCGGAGUCCCCCGACGUGGCAGCGUCCCCCGGCGGGCUGGUGGCCGUGCUGCAGGUGACCAGCACGGCGGACAAGGAGCACAACUGGCGGCAGUGCUCGGCGCUGGUGCGGCAAGCGGCGGCGCGGGGAGCCCGGGCCGUGUUCCUGCCCGAGGGCUUCGACUUCAUCGGGGACAGUCCCCAGCACAGCCUGGCGCUGGCAGAGCCGCUGCACGGGGACACCGUGGGGCGCUACCGCCAGCUGGCCCGGGAGUGUGACGUGUGGCUGUCCCUCGGGGGUUUCCAUGAGCGUGGCCAGGACUGGGACAGCACGGGCCGGAUCUACAACUGUCACCUGCUGCUGGACAACUCUGGAGCCGUGGUGGCCGCGUACCGGAAGCUGCACCUGUUUGACGCGGCGCUGCCGGGGGCGCCGGCGCUGUGCGAGAGCUCCUUCACCAACCCGGGCCGGGAGCUGCUGCCGCCCGUCCCCACCCCCGUGGGCAAGCUGGGGCUGGCCGUGUGCUAUGACCUGCGUUUCCCGGAGCUGGCCCAGGCUCUGCGCGGCGCCGGUGCCCAAAUCCUGACCUUCCCCUCGGCCUUCACUGUCCCCACCGGAGCUGCACACUGGGAGGUGCUGCUGCGUGCCCGUGCCAUCGAGUGCCAGUGCUACGUGGUGGCGGCGGCUCAGACCGGCCGGCACAACGCCAGCCGCGCGUCCUUCGGCCACUCGCUGGUGGCCGACCCCUGGGGCACGGUGGUGGCGCAGUGCCAGGAGGGGCCGGGGCUGUGCCUGGCCCAGCUGGACCUGGCCUACCUGCAGCAGGUGCGGCGGCAGCUGCCGGUGCACGGCCACCGCCGGGGGGACAUCUACGGGGGCACAGCGGCCACCUGAGCUGGCACCGGGGCUGGCACCGGGGCUGGCACCGGGCGGGGGCCCAGCCUGCCCCAAAUCCACCCAAAAUCCCCUCAGAACUGCCACCGGCUCGGCUUUUCUGUCCCCAGAAUCAACUGGCACAAGGUGUCCCCCUGCUCUUCUUGGGGUCCCAAAUCUGCAUCAGUUCAGCUCUGAAUCAGCCCCAAAUCUGCCCUUCCUGUCCCCAAAAUGAACUGGCACAGUGUGUUCCCCUCUUUCUGUCCCCAAAAUGAACUGGUGCAAUGUGUCCCCCUCUUCCUUUUUUGGGGUCCCAAAUCUGCAUCAGUUCAGCUCUGAAUCAGCCCCAAAUCUGCUUUUUCUGUCCCCAAAAUGAACUGGCACAAGGUGUCCCCCUCUUUCUUUUUUGGGGUCCCAAAUCUGCAUCAGUUCAGUUCUAAAUCAGUCCCAAAUCUGCCCUUCUGUCCCCAAACUGAAAUGGCACAGUGUGCCCUCCCUGCUCUCAUUUUGGGUUCCCCACUCUUUCUGGGGUCCCAAAUCUGCAUCAGUUCAGCUCUAAAUCAGUCCCAAAUCUGCCCUUCUGUCCCCAAAAUGAACUGGCACAGUGUGCCCUCCCUGCUCUCAUUCUGGGUUCCCCACUCUUUCUGGGGUCCCAAAUCUGCAUCAGUUCAGCUCUGAAUCAGCCCCAAAUCUGCCCUUCCUGUCCCCAAAAUGAACUGGCACAAUGUGUUCCCCUCUUUCUGUCCCCAAAAUGAACUGGUGCAAUGUGUCCCCCUCUUUCUUUUUUGGGGUCCCGAAUCAGCCCCAAAUCUGCCCUUUCUGUCCCCAAAAUGAACUGGCACAAGGUGUCCCCAUCUUUCUUUUUUGGGGUCCCAAAUCUGCAUCAGUUCAGUUCUAAAUCAGUCCCAAAUCUGCCCUUCUGUCCCCAAACUGAAAUGGCACAGUGUGCCCUCCCUGCUCUCAUUUUGGGUUCCCCACUCUUUCUGGGGUCCCAAAUCUGCAUCAGUUCAACUCUAAAUCUGCCCUUUUGUCCCCAAACUGAAAUGGCACAACAUGUCCCUCUCCCUCUUUUUGGGGUCCCAAUUUCAGCCCCAAAUCUGCUUUGAAUCAGCUCAGAAUCUGCCUCAAUUCAGCUCUGAAUCUGCCCAAAAUCAGCCCCAAUUCAGUCCCAAAUCACCCCAAAAUCUGCCCCAAAUCUACUCCAAUUCAGCCCCAAAUCAUCAUCAAUUCAGUCCCAGUUCAUCCCAAAAUCUGCCCCAAAUCAGCCCAAAUUUGCACUGAAUCAGCACUUUUUGUUCCCAAAAUAGAACAGCCCAAGAUGCUCUCCCCAUUUUUUGGCACCUCCCCCAUUUUUGGAGGUGAUUUAGGGCACCCUGAGGGUGACACUAGCACCCCAAAUUCAGGAUAUUGCCCAAAUCUGCCCCAAAUCUGCUCUUUCUUCCCCGAAAUGGGGCAGCUCAGUGCUCCUCACCCCCUUUUUUGGGGGGUUCCCUCUUUUGUGGGGGGUUCUGGGGGGAAGGAAUUUCCUCCGACUGAAAUUUGAAAAAAAUACAAAAAUCCCAGGAAAUGA